AUAAAAACUGGUGAGAUGCUUGCAUCGCAUUUGAAUAAAAUUGUAGAUGAAGUUGGGGAGGUCCAAAUGAUAACUGAUAAUGGUUCAAAUUUUGUCAAUGCUGGAAAAAGGAUGUUGGAAACUCGACCUCAUAUGUAUUGGACCCCAUGUGCAGCACACUGCAUCGAUCUCAUGUUAGAGGAUAUAAGUAAGUUGAAAAUUCAUCAAAAGACACUCAAAAAAGCAAAAGAUGUGGUAAAGUUCAUUUAUGGGCAUACUAGGGUGUUGGAUUUGAUGAGAUCUUUCACGAAGAAUCAUGAACUUCUUCGUCCUGCUGUUACUCGUUUUGCUACUGCAUAUCUGACUCUUCAAAGUAUUCAGAAACAAAAACAAGCUCUUCGAUCUAUGUUCUCUUCCGAAGCUUGGAAUACUUCUACAUGGGCUAAGAAACACGAAGGAGUGAAAACAAGAGCUACAGUUCUAUUUGAUCAAAACUUUUGGCCUCACAUUGCUUACUGUGUGAGGAGUGUUACUCCUUUAGUGAGUGUUCUACGGGAAGUUGAUUCAGAAGAGAAGCCUUGUAUGGGAUAUAUGUAUCAUUUGAUGACUAAGGCUAAGGAAAAUAUAGCUUUCAAUUGUGGUAAUAACGAAAAAAAGUAUGGUCCUGUUUGGAGAAGAAUAGAUGAAAGAUGGAUGAGCCAACUUUAUCGUCCAUUACAUGCUGUGGGGUAUUAUUUGAACCUGCAAUUGCGAUUUGAAAAUAAAUUCUCUGAUGAAUUUGAAAUCAAAGAAGGUUUACAUAAUUGCAUAGAAAGGAUGUUAGAUUAUGAUGAGAGAUUAAAAGUGGAUAUCCAGUUAGAUUGUUACGAUCACUUGAGAGGCGAUUUUGGGAGCCAGUUAGCCAUGGAUUCAAGAAAGAUGCGAUCUCCUGCUGAUUGGUGGAUGCGCUUUGGAGGUCGAACUCCAGAGUUGACAAAAUUUGCUAUUCGCGUCUUAAGUCUGACUUGUAGCUCCUCGGGCUGUGAAAGAAAUUGGAGUACCUUUGAGUCGAUUCAUACGAAAAAAAUAAAUAGGCUUGAGCAUUGCAGGAUAAAUGCUUUAGUUUAUGUAAGAUAUAAUACAAGAUUAAGAGAGCGGAGCAUCAAAAGAAAAAUGCACAAGAUUGAUCCUAUUUUGGUUGAUGAAGUUGAUUCGGAUGAUGAAUGGAUUACUGAAAGAGAAGAAGAACCUGUACUUCCUGAAGAACCUUUGUGGCUUGACGAGGAGAACUUAUUUGAUGUCGAUGUUAUUAAAAUGGUGUCAUGUACUCCGUAUGAGGAUGAGCUUAUUCAUGAUACUACAAUUGAUGUCGGUAGUACACAAAAUACAAGUGAAUCUGGUCCUUUUAACAAAAAGCAGAAAGUAGCUGAAAUUUCAGCUAACUUUGCCACAUCUUUCUCAGUACCUUGAGAGAUUUCUGCAUUCUUCUCAACCACAGAGGUAUCAGAUUUACAGAGGGGCAAUUCUUCUUCACAAGUUCAAAUAGAUGAAGGACUGCCAGAUGUGGAUAUUGUUGAUGAAGCAAGAUGGACUACUACAAACACUCUGAAUUUGAAUGACGAUGAACUCCACUUUGAUAGCGAUUGACUGUGUCUGUAACAAACCUUGUCCCUCUUUUUUUUUUUUUUUUGUUCUUUUGAUAUUUUUUUAUCUGAAUGAGUUUAUGGAAAUAAUAGAAAAACUCUCAUCUUGUUUUGGAGGGGGAUUUUAGCUGUAUCAGUUUAUUACCAAGUUGUGCAUCCACAUUUACCACCUCUGUAACAUUUUCUACAUUAUUUUGAACCACAGAAGUAUAAGAUACUUGCACCCACUGCUUUUGUACUAAGUCACCAACUGCAUUUUUCUAUUUGUUGUACUAAGUCACCAACUGCUUUUUUCUAUUUGUUGCAGGCCUUUUGACCUUUUUGCUCUCAUGGAUGAAACCUACUCUCAAGAAAAUAGGCUAGACAAAGUGUAUUUUUUGAUCACCUGAAUGUUGAAUUCUUCAUUUUGUUCCCAAAUGGGAGUUGAUGUAUUUAUGCUGAACUUUCAUAAGCAAACUUGUGCUUGUAAGUAGUGUAUAAUAGAUUGUUUUGA
This is a messenger RNA of Lycium ferocissimum, 2094 nucleotides long. RefSeq lists its product as uncharacterized. Lineage: Eukaryota; Viridiplantae; Streptophyta; Magnoliopsida; Solanales; Solanaceae. The transcript is spliced from 3 exons. The coding region runs from base 16 to 1428 and encodes 470 amino acids. Gene Ontology annotation, molecular function: protein dimerization activity. The record is from RefSeq and is a predicted model, not a curated record.